AUGGCAACGUCUAUGUCAAUGAAUUGUUUGAUUUCACCAGAACCAUUAUUAGAACAAUUUAAUUGCCCAAUAUGUCUAAAUAUAAUGAAAGAUGUUUGGGUGACAACAUGUUUUCAUCGUUUUUGUGAAGAGUGUAUUAAAGAAUCUAUUAACACAAAUCAUCGAUGUCCAUUGUGUAAUAAAGAUUUACAACAAGAUAACAUUCAACGUGAUGCUCAAUACAAUACAUUACUUGAAACUAUUGACAAGGCUAUUCAAGAUGCUGAAGGAGAAAAAGCAAAAUCAUUUGCUAAUCAAAUUGUCACGCAAAUCGGUGAUAAUUCUGUACGAGGAAUUCUUGAAGAACUUUUUCGUGAUACACUUGUAACUUCAUUGGCAAAUCAUUUAACAAGUGAAAAUGAUAUGCGAAGUCGAUAUAAACGUAAAAAAGCUGAUAUUGAAUCAGCAUAUAAUCGAGCUAUAGUUGAACUUCAAGAAAAAAAAUUAUCAAAAGAAGAAUAUAAAAAACAACUUGAUGAAAAAACUGAUCAAUUUCGUCGAGAAAUAAAUGCACUUGACGAAGAAAUCCGUAAUGUUCAAAUACUUUUUAUUCAAGCAUAUAAAAAUCAUCUUGCAGAACAUGUAUCAAACUUUGGUGCUGUUUCAACACAGGUUCGAGUUACAUUGUGGAAAGAAGAUCAUUUAUAUAUGAAUAAAGAUAAACAAUUUCCAAUAAAAUUAAUGCGUCCUGAAGAUCGAAUGGAAAUAUUAUUACCAAUAUUAGAUGAACUUGUACAAUUACGUAAUGAUAAAAUAUUAAAAUUGGGUGAUACAAUACUCUUCACUUGUAUUAAUCCAUUUGAGGAUCUAUCUGAACAAUCAGUAAUAAGACGACUUCAAAAAAUGGACACAGAUGAUGAUGAUAAUGAUAAUAGUAUAUUAACUGUAUCACGUAAUUGUCGACCUAUCUUAGAACAUAAAAUAUUACGAGGAACACUUGUAAUUAUUCAUGGUGAUGUUAUAUUAGAUAGUGAAGUACCAAAACAAUGUUUUAUACAAGUUUAUAAUGAAAAUCCACACCAAGAACAUCUAGUUGAUUAUUUUGAAUGUAAACAAUGUUUAAGAAAUGGACAACCAAUAAGAUGGAUUUGUAGAUCUUGUGCAGCUGUUUGUCAUAAAAAUCAUGGUGUUACUCCAUUAAUAUUUGAGAACAAAGCUCGUGGACCAAAAUGUGAUUGUCGAAAAAAGAAUUGUCAUAUAUAUCCACGAAAUUGA
Molecule: messenger RNA, 1254 nt
Organism: Rotaria sordida
Lineage: Eukaryota; Metazoa; Rotifera; Eurotatoria; Philodinida; Philodinidae
Source: the annotation of a GenBank genome assembly